AUGGCACACCGCUCCCAUAACGUUGCGCGAAGGCUGCUGAGCCCAUUGUGUCGCACCCGUCUGUAUUCAUCUCAUGCUCUGUCGCCUGCAGCACAUCUUAAUUUGCCGAUCAACUAUGGGACGACUCCGCUCCUCCACCACUCGCCGUCCACGAUAACAUCCUCUGCAGAAUUGCCUAAGACCGGGGUCACGAAACGACUAAACCUGUACCAGUCUAUCAAUUCAGCACUCCGGACUGCCCUGUCCACAUCAGAUCAGGUUCUUCUUUUUGGAGAGGAUGUUGCCUUUGGAGGAGUCUUCCGCUGCUCUGUAGACUUGCAGACAGAGUUUGGGUCUGAGAGAGUAUUUAACACCCCCUUGACAGAGCAGGGAAUUGUGGGAUUUGCAAUUGGUGCUGCUGCCGAAGGGAUGAAACCCGUCGCGGAAAUUCAGUUUGCGGAUUAUGUCUAUCCCGCCUUUGACCAGCUUGUCAACGAGGCGGCGAAAUUCCGAUAUAGAGAAGGGGCCACGGAAAGCAAUGUAGGGGGUCUCGUAGUACGAAUGCCCUGUGGGGCAGUAGGCCAUGGUGCUCUAUACCAUUCCCAAUCGCCAGAGUCGCUUUUCACCCAUAUCCCAGGUCUGCGGGUUGUGAUGCCGCGGUCACCCACACAGGCAAAGGGACUUUUAUUAUCAGCCAUUCUCGAAUGUAAUGACCCUGUGAUAUUCAUGGAGCCCAAGAUCCUCUACCGCGCUGCAGUGGAACAUGUCCCAACCGAAUCUUACACCCUUCCCAUUGGCAAGGCUGACAUCAUCAAACCUGGAAAAGAUUUGACCGUGAUUUCGUACGGUCAACCUCUCUACCUCUGCUCUGCAGCCAUUGCAGCUGCCGAGAAAGCGUUCAACGGCGUCAAUAUCGAGCUGAUUGACCUUCGAACCCUUUACCCAUGGGAUAAAACAACCAUCCUGGAAAGUGUACGGAAAACUGGAAGGGCGAUUGUUGUGCACGAGAGCAUGAUGAAUGCCGGUAUUGGAGCAGAGGUGGCAGCUACCAUCCAAGAAGGCGCAUUUUUGCGGUUGGAGGCUCCUGUCACUCGUGUUACGGGCUGGGACAUUCACUGUGGCUUGAUCUAUGAGAAAUUGAAUAUACCAGAUGUUGCUAGAAUUUUCGAUGCCAUUAAGCGGACACUGGAGUUCUAA
Molecule: messenger RNA, 1176 nt
Organism: Paracoccidioides brasiliensis Pb18
Exons: 3
Coding region: 1-1176 (391 amino acids)
Biological process (GO): response to nutrient; branched-chain amino acid catabolic process
Molecular function (GO): catalytic activity
Source: RefSeq, a predicted model, not a curated record